Tuber aestivum (summer truffle) is the source of this 2414-nucleotide messenger RNA. The record is from the annotation of a GenBank genome assembly. NCBI's taxonomy places the organism in Eukaryota, Fungi, Ascomycota, Pezizomycetes, Pezizales, Tuberaceae.
AGGCUUCCGGUCGGCUCUUUGCGGCGAGGAUUAAAUUUCUUUUGUGCUCGUCGAUUCACCUACGAUAAACGGGAUCCCGACCCCUCGAGCGAUCAACCCGUGCUACCACAACCCUUCGGAGCCGCUAAGCUAACCGGUUUCGCUGCGCUCAUGUCGAAGGUUAUUAGAACUGUCAAGAAUGUCACUAAAGGCUAUUCUUCGACACAGGUCAAAGUUCGAAACGGUAACCUACCACCACCAUCACGCUCCUGCAAUCAAUCUUUGAAACGACCCAUUAAUUGACAAGUCUGCGAUUAGCCACAAGCAAUGAUCCAUGGGGUCCCACAGGGACAGAAAUGGGCGAUAUCGCUCGUAUGACUUUUGAAACGUGAGUUGGGCCUCUCUAACCCCGCAGCGGUUCCAAGACAAAAAUUUUGUUACCACGUAUCUGGGUCCUGGAGGCGGCCUGUUUGCUAAUCUGUUGUCCAGAACACAUGAAUUCUUCGAGAUCAUGGACAUGCUGGAUAAGCGGCUAAACGAUAAGGGAAAGAAUUGGAGACAUGUUUUGAAGGCGCUGAAGGUCCUGGAUUACUGUUUACAUGAGGGUUCUGAACAUGUUGUUGUCUGGGCGAAAGAUAAUAUCUACAUUAUCAAGACCCUAAGAGAGUUUCAAUUUAUUGAUGAGGAUGGAAGGGACCAGGGUUUGAAUGGUAUGUGCAAGCUCUUGCUCCCUCCCUCUCUUUGUUUUUUAAUUUUUCUUUCGGGAGUGUUUUAUUGACGCUCUGGGGAAUAGUCCGAAUAUCUGCUAAAGAGCUCACCUCCUUGAUCAUGGAUGAGGACCGCUUGCGCAACGAGCGUAAAGACCGCAAGUCUUGGAAAUCCAGGGUUACAGGUAUUGAGGAUUAUGCUUCCUCGGAGGGUCAGCCUCCUCGCCAGGAAGUGGAACGGAGGCGCCAGCGUCCGACCUCGGGCACACAGACAAGCAGCAGACAAGAUGAAGAGGAUUUGGAAUAUAGGCUUGCAAUUGAAGCAAGCAAGAACCAGGCUGAAGAGGACAAGAAGCGGAGUGCGAACAAACAGCCUGACCUUGACGACGAUCUAGCGAAAGCAAUCAAGUUGAGCAAGGAAGAAGAGGAGCUUAGACAAAAGGAGCUAGAGCAGAGCAAUGCGGAUUCCUUGUUCGAUGAUGCCACCCCCACCCAGUCACAACCACGGACGUUCCAGCCUGCCGGGCACCAAUCGCAGCAGUACCAGCAGCUUGACCAAGUGGAUUUCUUUGGGAAUCCCAUCGGUCAAGCUCCGUUGCAGCAGCAGAAUACUAGCUAUCUGGCAAAUGUAUACUCAAACCCUACCGGAUUUCCUCAACAACAGUUCCCACAGCCAACUGGAUAUGACCAAUCUCAAAUGCAGUUUGGAGUCGCUCAGGCUAGCUCUUAUGCUCCGCCUUCUUCCUUGAGUCCUCAGCAGACAAACUUCAUGCAACCUGGGGAUAACAACCCGUACGCCAAUGGCCCAGCUGCUCAACCUCUCCAGCCUUUGCCUACUGGCUCCAAUAAUCCAUUCGCUCCAAAGAUGAGCAAUUUCAACGCUGCGACGGCUCCACCCAUGCCUAGUUUAGACUCGAUGCGUGUACUCCAAGAGCAGCAACGGCAGCAGCAACAACAGCAACAACAGCAACAACAGCAACAACAGCAACAAGAGCAACAGAGGCAGCAGCAAUUACAACAACAGCAGCAACAGCAAUUCCAACUUCAGCAGCAGCAGCAGGCGCAGGCUUACAAACAACUCUCUUUCCAUAACCAGUCUAUGCAAAAUGAGAAACCAAUCAAUCCACAGCACGCCCGCCUGGAAAGCCUUCUCGCGGCAGGUAACGACAACGGGCUGGAUACAUACGGAAACGUAGGCAACCUCCGUAUCCCAGCUCAACAUACCGCUCCUGGCACUUUUGUAAAUUCCGCAGGAACAUCCCGCACUGGUCGAACACUCGCCCCCCAGAGUACAGGAACGAACCCAUUCUUUAACCAGCAGUUCACAGGAGUCCCACAGUCCACCGGGUUCGGGAACUCGCUCUCCCCGCAGCCUAACAGGCUCCUGCCUUCCCACACCGGUCCUGCUGGUAUGAACGGGUAUGGUACUAGUAGUUUUGGCCAACAACAACAGCCGGAUCCGUACGCUUCCGGUUUUGGACAACCGCAACAAAAACCGCAGGGUGGGAAUUUGAUCGACCUGUGAUCCAUCUACGGCAGUGGUUGUCUGGAUUGUAUGAUCGAUAUUGUGGGGAGGGCGUUGGGUAUUCCGGGUGCCGCAGGUAUCAGAGGAAGGAAAUAGUAAACAGGGAAUAGUAGAUGGGAUUAAGGUUACUGCGGCGCGCGGACCGGGGGGGAGGGUGGAAAUAGAAUUUUUUUGUGAAGGUGGAGCCAUGUUUUGUAAUGCAG